UUGAAACCAAAUUGUCAAAAUUACAGGCACCGUAACGCUACAUUAGUGUAUACAGCUGGGCUGUGGGAUCAACUGGAAGUGGAAUUCACAUUCAGAAGACUAUAUGGGUACUAUGUUCUUCAGGCCUACAUGCCGACUUAUCUUUCUGUCUUCAUUUCGUGGAUAGCGUUUUGGAUUGACACCAAGGCAUUACCCGCAAGAAUAACCCUUGGCGUCUCAUCGCUCAUGGCUCUGACCUUCCAAUUUGGUAACAUUGUAAAGAACCUACCAAGAGUCAGCUAUGUGAAGGCUCUCGACAUCUGGAUGUUUGGUUGCGUAGGAUUCAUAUUUCUUUCUCUCGUUGAGUUAGCCGUUGUUGGUUUUGCUGACAAGUUAGAUGCGAAACGGAAACGCUACAGUAGAUCUAUGGAACAUGCGGUGAUGCGGAUCGUCGAUAACCGGAGUCCAUUAGCUACUGGUGUACCGCUACUAGUAGCACCCGAGGGCAACGGUAACACGCAGAGAAAGCGAUCGGAGGAGAAAAGCCGGCGGAUGUACGUACAUGUUGAACAUCCUGUUCACGUGAACGGAGAGAGGAUAGAUGAAAUUUCUGCGAAGCUGUUCCCUCUGCUUUUCACAGCUUUCAAUAUUUUCUACUGGUUCUACUACAUUGGGAUGUCAGGAGGAAUAUUCUGA
Messenger RNA from Cooperia oncophora, 675 nucleotides. The record is from the annotation of a GenBank genome assembly. Lineage: Eukaryota; Metazoa; Nematoda; Chromadorea; Rhabditida; Trichostrongylidae.